Bolinopsis microptera is the source of this 1716-nucleotide messenger RNA. RefSeq lists its product as uncharacterized. The coding region runs from base 1 to 1131 and encodes 376 amino acids. The record is from RefSeq and is a predicted model, not a curated record. Lineage: Eukaryota; Metazoa; Ctenophora; Tentaculata; Lobata; Bolinopsidae. The transcript has 4 exons.
AUGACAAUGUCUUUUCCACUACUAACAGUCCUGCUUGCUCUGCAAUUCACCUUCCACUCUGUAUUGGCUUCUAAAGCUCUCCAGUUCGGCACCACUCUUGAAGACUAUGUCAAAUUCUCGCCUGAUAUGAGUCAGGUCAAAUCUUCUCUAACGGUAUGUUCAUGGGUAAAAAAGCAACUCCCAGGCGCCACUAGAUCUUGGAUUACCUACACAACAACAACGCACAGGUUCGAAAUCCUCAUUUCAGACGGUGGAUCUUACAACUACAUUCACGACAGCAAUAACGACCUGACAAGUAGUAUUCCAACAGUUGUGAUGAACACAUGGACUAAUCAAUGUCAAAGCUGGUCGCAGAGCUCUGGGAAGAUGAAGACUUACUAUAACGGUACCCUGGUUGGAUCUAAAAGCGUUUCCUCAGCUCCAUUAGAAGAGGGAGGUGUCAUCACUCUGGGACACGACGCUGGUAGCCCAGGUGAAAGUGAAAUAUUUGGUGGGCAGCUAAUGAAACUGGACAUAUUUGGAAAAGAGCUCAGUGCAGAACAAGUUUCAGAGUUAUACAACGCUGGGAGAUGUUCCAAUACAGAAAAGAAGCACCAGGAAGUUAGAUUCAUCACCUGGGAGAGCAUACUGAGUCAGGACAGGACUGGCAAUGUCACGGAAGUGGACUCUGGGUGUCCUGCUGAAGAGGAGGAAGAGGAGGAAGAGGAGGAAGAAGAUUGUAAGUGUUCUCACAGUAUCUGGGACAUACUGUAUGAUCAGACAUACUUUAACCAAACACUUACCGCCGAGAAUCUGACCAAGCUAAAAUCUGCCUGGAACAUGUUGGACCAUUUCGUCGGCACAUCAAUCACGGAGAACAUCAUAGCUCAUUUUAAGGCAUACCACCCUAUGCCAGCAGAGGAAGAGGACGAAGAAACAGAAGAGGGAGAUUGUGAGUGUUCUCACAGUAUUUGGGACGUACUGAAUGAUCAGACCUACUCUAACCAAACACUUACCGCUGAGAAACUGACCGAACUAAAAGCUGCCUGGAACAUGCUAGACCAUUUCGUUGGCACACCGAUCACAGAGAAUAUCAUAGCUCAUUUCAAAACCUACCACCCUAUGCCUGCAGAGGAAGAUGACAGCAGCUAAGAAAGAAAGAGAGAUCAUUAUAACUCACCGGUCCUACUACCACUACAAAGUAGAAUGUUCUUACAAUGGCUGCCUGGUUACUCAUUUGAAAACGAGGAUCUACUUUUUCUGCUACGUAUCAUGGGAUUAGUCUGGAUUCAGGACUUUAAAGCUUUAGCAACCGGUUUCCAUAACAGUAAUCUGUUUUAGAACAUUCUUAACAUUUAUGACUAUGUUUUACUGACUCUGAUUUUAUCAAGAGCCAUUUUUGAACACUAACAGUUAUUUUACUGACCCAUAUUUUGUAUCACGUGGUGACCCCCACGGUCGCUUCACCCCUGUAGAGUUUCGACGAUACAGGGGGAGCCGCGCACUUCGUGCGCGGCGGGUCAUACAACGUAUGACAACCCAUAUUAAUUAACUAAUUGAUAGCUAAUUUUGGCUAAUAUAAUGCCACUAUCAGUGUCGACGGACCUGAUUAAAAUAAGUUGUUUGAAAAAUGAAUAUUUAUAUUUUUUAACAUUUUGAAACGAAAAAAGAAAACAUUUUAAUAGAUAGUUCAAAUAAAUAGGUUUUUAACUUUAAGUUUAAAAAGAGGAUAUAUUU